Molecule: messenger RNA, 2484 nt
Organism: Puma concolor (puma)
Lineage: Eukaryota; Metazoa; Chordata; Mammalia; Carnivora; Felidae
Source: RefSeq, a predicted model, not a curated record
AUGUCGGGGCGCGGGGUUCCAGGCCCCAGGUGCGGGCUGCUGCUGGCUCUGCUGCUGGCGCUGGGCGCGCUGCCGCGGGUGCGGGGCGUCGAGGAGCAGUCUGGGGGCGCGAGCCAAGGCUUUCAGGUGGUCAGCUUCAAGUGGCACCACGUCAAGGACCCGUACAUCAUCGCGCUGUGGAUCCUCGUGGCCAGCCUGGCCAAGAUCGGCUUCCACCUGUCACACAAGGUCACCAGCGUCGUCCCCGAGAGUGCACUGCUCAUCGUGCUGGGCCUGGUGCUGGGCGGCAUCGUCUGGGCGGCCGACCACAUCGCCUCCUUCACACUCACCCCCACUGUCUUCUUCUUCUACCUGCUGCCCCCCAUCGUGCUGGACGCCGGCUACUUCAUGCCCAACCGGCUCUUCUUUGGCAACCUGGGCACCAUCCUCCUGUACGCCGUCGUGGGCACCGUGUGGAACGCGGCCACCACCGGGCUGUCCCUCUACGGCGUCUUCCUCAGCGGCCUGAUGGGAGACCUGAAGGUCGGGCUGCUGGAUUUCCUCCUGUUCGGGAGCCUGAUAGCCGCCGUGGACCCAGUGGCCGUCCUGGCUGUGUUCGAGGAGGUGCACGUCAACGAGGUCCUAUUCAUCAUCGUCUUUGGGGAGUCACUGCUGAACGACGCCGUCACUGUGGUCCUCUACAAUGUGUUCGAAUCUUUCGUGACGCUGGGUGGUGACAAGGUGACUGGCGUGGAUUGCGUGAAAGGCAUAGUGUCCUUCUUCGUGGUGAGCCUGGGGGGCACGCUUGUGGGGGUCGUCUUCGCCUUCCUGCUGUCGCUGGUGACCCGCUUCACCAAGCACGUGCGCAUCAUCGAGCCCGGCUUCGUCUUUGUCAUCUCCUACCUGUCCUACCUCACCUCCGAGAUGCUGUCACUGUCGGCCAUCCUGGCCAUCACCUUCUGCGGCAUCUGCUGUCAGAAGUACGUGAAGGCCAACAUCUCGGAACAGUCAGCCACCACCGUGCGCUACACCAUGAAGAUGCUGGCCAGUGGGGCAGAGACCAUCAUCUUCAUGUUCCUGGGCAUCUCAGCCGUGAACCCCCGCAUCUGGAAGUGGAACACGGCCUUUGUGCUCCUGACACUGGUCUUCAUCUCCGUGUACCGGGCCAUUGGUGUGGUCCUGCAGACCUGGGUCCUGAACCGGUACCGGAUGGUGCAGCUGGAAAUCAUAGACCAGGUGGUCAUGUCCUACGGCGGCCUGCGAGGGGCCGUGGCCUUCGCUCUGGUCGUCCUUCUGGACGAGCAGAAGGUGAAGGAGCGGAACCUCUUCGUCAGCACCACCAUCAUCGUGGUCUUCUUCACGGUCGUCUUCCAGGGCCUGACCAUCAAGCCCCUGGUGCAGUGGCUGAAGGUGAAAAGGAGCCAGCACCGGGAGCCCAAACUCAAUGAGAAGCUGCAUGGCCGGCCAGGGCCCCAGGGCCCUGUCCUCAGCCUGCCCUACCCUUUCCAGAGUGUUAGGUGGUCCAAUUUCGAUAGGAAAUUCCUUAGCAAAAUCCUUAUGAGAAGGUCGGCACAGAAGUCACGAGAUCGGAUUCUGAAUGUUUUCCACGAACUCAACUUGAAAGAUGCCAUUAGCUAUGUGGCUGAGGGAGAACGCCGUGGGUCCCUGGCCUUCAUCCGCUCCCCCAGCACUGACAACAUGGUCAACGUGGACUUCAGCACACCGCGGCCCUCAACUGUGGAGGCCUCUGUCUCCUAUCUCCUGAGGGAGAACGUCAGUGCCGUGUGCCUGGAUAUGCAGUCCCUGGAGCAGAGAAGGAGGAGCAUCCGUGACACAGAGGACAUGGCCACUCACCACACGCUGCAGCAGUACCUGUACAAGCCCCGGCAGGAGUACAAGCAUCUCUACAGUCGGCACGAGCUAACUCCGAACGAAGACGAGAAGCAGGACAAGGAGAUCUUCCACAGGACCAUGAGGAAGCGCCUGGAAUCCUUCAAGUCGGCCAAGCUUGGGAUCAAUCAGAACAAGAAGGCAGCGAAGCUGUACAAGAGGGAACGUGCCCAGAAGCGGAGAAAUAGCAGCAUUCCCAAUGGGAAACUGCCCAUGGAGAGCCCCGUGCACAAUUUCACCAUUAAGGAGAAAGAUUUGGAACUUUCAGACCCAGAGGAGGCCCCGGACUACGGUGCUGAAAUGGGUGGAGGGAUCGAGUUCCUGGCAAAUGUCACACAGGACACCACGGCGACAGACUCCCCCUCAGGGAUUGACAACCCCGUGUUCUCCCCGGAUGAGGACCUGAGCACCCUCUCCAGGGUGCCACCCUGGCUGUCACCAGGGGAGACUGUGGUGCCCUCCCAGAGGGCCCGUGUGCAGAUACCCUGCUCGCCGGGCAACUUCCACCGCCUGGCACCCUUCCGCCUCAGCAGCAAGUCCGUGGACUCCUUUCUGCAGGCCGAUGCCCCCGAGGAGCAGCCCCGCACGACCCUCCCUGAGUCCACGCACAUGUAA